Penicillium riverlandense is the source of this 636-nucleotide messenger RNA. RefSeq names its product histone H1/H5 family protein. Gene Ontology annotation, molecular function: double-stranded DNA binding; structural constituent of chromatin; nucleosomal DNA binding. The transcript is spliced from 6 exons. The record is from RefSeq and is a predicted model, not a curated record. Gene Ontology annotation, biological process: negative regulation of DNA recombination; nucleosome assembly; chromosome condensation. Lineage: Eukaryota; Fungi; Ascomycota; Eurotiomycetes; Eurotiales; Aspergillaceae. Gene Ontology annotation, cellular component: nucleus; nucleosome. Bases 1 to 636 code for a protein of 211 amino acids.
AUGCCUCCCAAGAAAGCAACCGGCGCGUCCAAGAAGGCCGCCCCAACGGCUCACUCUUCUUACCGUGAUAUGAUCAAGGAUGCCAUUGUCAACCUCAAGGAGCGCAAUGGUAGCAGCCGCCAGGCCAUCAAGAAGUAUGUGACGGCGAACAACAAGCUCAACGUCGCGUCGCAGGCCACUUUCGAUGCCCAGUUCAACAAGGCCAUCAAGGCCGGUGUUGAGAAGGGCGAGUUCACCCAGCCCAAGGGUCCCUCGGGUCCCGUGAAGCUGGCGAAGAAGGACACCGCCGCCAAGCCGGCCGCGAAGCCUGCUGCGAAGGCCACUGCUAAGUCGACCACCAAGACUACUGCCAAGAAGCCUGCUGCCAAGGCCACCGCCACUAAGAAGGCUGCUCCCAAGAAGGCCACCGCGGCCAAGGCCGGCACUAAGAAGACGACCACCAAGAAGACCACCGCCAGCAAGCCCAAGGCCAAGGCCAACACUGGCAAGGCGCGCAAGACCUCUACUGCCGCUCCCGCCGUCGUCGAGCAGCCCAAGGUCAUCGGCAAGACCAAGUCCGGCCGCGUGACCAAGACCACCGCUCCGGCGCCCUCGCGCGCGCGGGCCGCGCCCAAGAAGCGAACCACCAAGAAAUAG